UUACGAGUACAAGGACGUGAGCACUGGAAGAGUCGGGAACUAUUUCGACCUCGUUCUUCCCGAUGGCUCCAUUGGAUUUAGCUACAGGAAAGCCCACUUGGUUCCAUUGGUAUGGAACUCCAGGGGAUCCCAUUCUUCCUGUCAUCAAGACCGAGCUCGGCCGGAUUGGAGGAGCUAUUUGUUACGAUUUCGAGUUCCCAGACCUGAUGCGCCAGGCCGGGAAAAAGAGGAUUGAUAUCAACCGCGACUUGGGGAGCAAGCAGUCCCCGGGCGAAAGAGGCCGAUGCUUUCCGUGUCGUGGAGAAUGGCUUCAGUUGGUUUCGAUGCUCCACGGGAGGCGUUUCAGCGGUUGUAGAUCCAUCUCUCCAGACAUUCGAUUACAGGUGUGACAGUUUUGAUCAAUCAAAGCUCUCUAAUGUUCUUCUGUUUCUUUGGCAGGGAAGGUAUCUCCGACUCGG
Messenger RNA from Selaginella moellendorffii, 458 nucleotides. RefSeq lists its product as uncharacterized. The record is from RefSeq and is a predicted model, not a curated record. The transcript is spliced from 2 exons. NCBI's taxonomy places the organism in Eukaryota, Viridiplantae, Streptophyta, Lycopodiopsida, Selaginellales, Selaginellaceae. The coding region runs from base 63 to 389 and encodes 108 amino acids.